Molecule: messenger RNA, 2696 nt
Organism: Pygocentrus nattereri (red-bellied piranha)
Lineage: Eukaryota; Metazoa; Chordata; Actinopteri; Characiformes; Serrasalmidae
Product: natural killer cell receptor 2B4-like
Exons: 9
Coding region: 12-1064 (350 amino acids)
Source: RefSeq, a predicted model, not a curated record
CACACUCUGAAAUGGCGAUGGUGCCGCAGCUAAUCUUUGUUCUCUCCACUAUGAUCUCAGUCACAGAGUCCAGUGAUGUGUUCAAAUUGGUUGGCAGUUCUGUUCAGCUGGGUACACAGCAUCCUGUACUGAAGUUUGAUGACUUAACCUGGGUUUUAAACACAACUAAUGUUGUAAAAUAUUUUCCUCAGUUUAAAACAACUAAACAUUACACUGGUUAUGAAGGUAGAGUGGAGUUCAAUGAGGAAACCUACAGUCUGACACUGAAGAACUUACAGAAGACUGAUAGUGGACUGUAUGAAGCAAAAGUGUCUGGUGACGUGAACAGAGUUGUUGCUGAGUACAGACUCUCUGUGUUGGAUCCAGUGGGGGCUCCAGUCCUGACUCUCCAGCUGAGCAGAGACACCUGCAACAUCACUCUCACCUGUAGAGGUCAUGACCUCUCUGUCAACUCCAGCUGCUAUAGGGAAGCCUGUGAGGAGAAGGAAGUGACAUCAUCUGGAGGUGUCGCCCUUUCCCUGUCUGUCAGUGGCAGCACCAUCAUCUGUAACCAUAGCAACCCAGUCAGCUGGAAGACGGCUGUUUUGGAGAUGAGAGAACUUAAACAACACAGUGCUGAUGAAGGAAGGAACACUGUCCCAAGUUGGCAGUGGCCUCUCGUGGCUGUCAUAGUGCUCACCAUCAGUGCAGUUAUCUUCUUCUUCUUGUUAUAUAGACGGAGGAGGUCAGCAGGUCACAUAGAGUGUGAGAACACAGUCUAUGCAGAAGUCGAGAGCAAUGGUGUAGCAAGAGCAUCUACCCAGCUGGAGACUCCAUCUACUGUGUACAGUGCUGUAGGGAAGAAACCACAACCUACAACUAAUGGACAGUCCAGUCAGACUCCAGUUACUGAAAAUGAGCAGCAGUUGACCUCACUGGACCCUGAAGUUCCUAACACCUAUGAACCAGUUCCAGAUCAGAUGCAGGUUAAGAAGCCUGAAACCAUUUAUGCUGCAGUUUCAAAAUCCAACAAACCUGUGAAUGAAGCCAAAGUGAAUGAAGCCGCACCAGAUGUGAGAAAUUAAAGCCACGCUUACACAGCUGUCCUAGAAGACUCCCCUUGAUUUCACAGCCAUCUUGUGGGUGUCCACACACUUACAUUUGGCCUUUCUCUGAUGUGGUGUGAAAGACUUUGGCCCACUGCUGAAGACAGCAGAUCUAUGAGUCUACUGUGUAAAGGCUGAAUCCAGGUCUUUCAUUGACAACUUUUUUUCAUGCAAUAUUUUAGUUUUACGCUAAGAUACAGUCUUAAAAUUGAGCAAUUCCAGGCUUAGAUGUCACAUUAGGCAUGUUACGACCCCCAGUCGUAACUGCCCUUCGUUGUGCCUGUGGCCAUUUUGUGUGUUUUUCGAUUAUUAUGUUGUGUGCAGGUGCAUGUUUGGCCACUCGAGGGCACCUGGCAGUAUAAGAGAUGGCUUAGCUACCAUCUUGGGAGACUUUUUCCCUUUUGAUAUGAUCUGGAUGAACACCUGUCCAUACCAGCCAGGGACUCUUUACAUCUGUCUGAUAGGCUUUUCUGCUAUUAUCAAAAUGUGACUGUUUGAUAAUGCUCUGAGAGCCUGAGCUCUGCGAGCAAAUUUAUUGAGCAUUUGAAGUAAAUAAACGUGUCAUUUUCUGGUUUAAACGGUGUUCAUUGUCUGGUCUGACAGCAGGUCUGGGGAGAGAGCCCGCUCCCAGUGUCUGUUAUGGCCUGACUCUAGACUGAGUCGGACACAACAGUGUCUAAUGCAGAAACUUUGUAAUUAUUUUAAGCAGGCCUUGUUCACACCCUUUUUGGAUGACCCCCCCUUCUUGCUAGCUGAUUUACUGUAAGAUUAGAGGCAAAGUAAUGACAAUGGCUACCACAAGCAGUCUAAAUAUCUUUAUUUUGUAUACAUCUUAUUGCUGAUGAUUGGAUGUUUGUUUGGGAUUCUAAUUAGUUAAAUUACAAAUAAUCUCACCAUUCUGGAUUCAGGGCUCAUCUCAUGGUGCAGUAUUUCUUGUUUACCCCACUAACUUUGGGCUUAGUAGGAUUUAACCCUGGUGACUAGUUUGCUAAGAAGACCAGAAGUGCCUGGACCCAGAGACCCAGAGGCCCUAUUUGCACAAGUGCCAUAGGGUGCCCACUCCUCAGCAGCACACCCGCAGUCUGCUCCUCAGUAUACAGACAUGUGGACUCAAGUCAUGUGACUUGGACUCAAAUCCAACUCCCGUCACAAAUUUCAUGACUUUAGACUCAAGAAAACUGCGAAAGACUUGAGACUCAACUUUGACUUCAACACCAAUGACUCAGACUCUGACUCAGAUUUGUGCCUCAUGACUCAGAAAGACUCAAGACUCGAAGUGGAAGAAACAUGGACAGGGUCAGAUUGCAGAUGGAACUCAACUCAGUUGAUUCUUCUUCAUAUGAAUGGAUUCCUUUCCUGCUGCAAACUGAAUAAACAGCAAUGUCAUCAGAUGUCUGUUACUGUAUUUAUGCUUGGUUUAUUUCAGAAGAGCAAGAGCUCAAGUUCACCUCCAAAUGCUGGAAACAAGUGAAACAUCAACAGCAUUAGUGCACCCUCGUUCAGCACUUAAACUCUUACUGGAGAAACUGACCAGGCGAACUGAACCUUUUCCUCAUGGUAGUUAAACAAAAAAAAAACAGCUCUUUAUGUUCAACCAAUUUAGCAGCUUCU